AAAAGAACUCAUUAUUAUUAAAACACUUAAAAAAACAACUAUAUACUAUCACAAUGGAGUCGUCUUUCUACUUCCAAUUCUCCCCGGCGGCGGAGGAGUCUUCCUUUGGUAACUACUCAUUGGAAUCACUUUCAUGGAGCGACUUGCUUAGUUUCAACGACACCGUAGUUGAAGAACUCGUGAACCCAGAACUACAAUACGACGUCGUUAAAGAAGAGCCGAUAGAGGUAACUUCGAAUCCAAACGACGACGUAGUAGGAGUCCUACAAAACAAUAAGGGCAACAAGGAAAUGACUAAAAAGUCUUAUAGAGGGGUGAGGAGAAGGCCUUGGGGGAAGUACGCCGCCGAGAUAAGAGACUCGACGAGGAAAGGCAUUCGUGUUUGGCUCGGAACCUUCGACAGCGCCGAGGCCGCGGCGCUGGCCUACGACCAGGCUGCAUUUGCGUUGAGGGGUUCCUUGGCCGUGCUUAACUUUCCCAUCGAUGUUGUACGACAAUCACUUCAUCAAGAAAUGAAGUACUGUCGUUUCGAUGAUGAUGUGGCCGAGGGGCCGUGCAGUGCCUCGCCGGUGGUGGCCCUCAAGAGGAGGCACUCUAUGCGGCGGAAGAGAACCAGCACCGGAGCUAAUAAUAACAAGAAGAACAAGAAUAAUAAGGAGGCUCCGGCGGCGCAGAGUAGUGUGGUGGUUUUGGAGGAUUUGGGAGCUGAGUACUUGGAACAACUUUUGAGCUUGAGUAGUUCAUCGGAAACGACUAGUAGUUCAAGUACUACUACUAGUUCUCCUAGUAAUGAUUUUAUUGAAUCAUUACUAUCAUUUUGAUGAACAUAUAUAAUUUUCUUAAUCUUUGAUUUGUAUUUUUUGGUAAUUAAUUAGGUUAGUUCAUAUCAUCAUUUCCCUAAUUAUAUUCCAUUUUUUAUUUCUCUUUUUUUUUUUUCUGUAAUUGUUUUAUUUUGUUUUUUGAUGAUCUGUGGUCGAUAGGACCAAAGAGCCAAGAUCUUAAGAAAAGAUUUCAAGGAUGUCAUGGUAGUGGGGUAUAAUUAAUUAAUAGAUAUAUAUAUAUAUAUGUAUAUUUCUAUUAAAAAAAAAGUUUCUUUGUAAAAGUUUGAAAAGGAUAGGAUAGGAAUGCAAAAUUAUAAAUAUAUACAAAAUUUGUUAUUAAACAUUA
Messenger RNA from Humulus lupulus (European hop), 1167 nucleotides. RefSeq names its product ethylene-response factor C3-like. Gene Ontology annotation, biological process: regulation of DNA-templated transcription; ethylene-activated signaling pathway. NCBI's taxonomy places the organism in Eukaryota, Viridiplantae, Streptophyta, Magnoliopsida, Rosales, Cannabaceae. The transcript has a single exon. The record is from RefSeq and is a predicted model, not a curated record. The coding region runs from base 54 to 821 and encodes 255 amino acids. Gene Ontology annotation, molecular function: DNA-binding transcription factor activity; DNA binding.